Messenger RNA from Gloeophyllum trabeum ATCC 11539, 694 nucleotides. RefSeq lists its product as uncharacterized. Bases 351 to 590 code for a protein of 79 amino acids. The record is from RefSeq and is a predicted model, not a curated record. The transcript is spliced from 4 exons. NCBI's taxonomy places the organism in Eukaryota, Fungi, Basidiomycota, Agaricomycetes, Gloeophyllales, Gloeophyllaceae.
CUGCACUCGGGUGCGCUGUUCUGCGCGAGCACUUGGCAAUUGUCUCUGGUCUGCUUUGCUGCGUACCAGCCAAAUGUAUACCGUUCUCAGCUUCCAGGAUCGCGAUAGAGCUGCCUGAUCGCGUACGUCGCGUCGCAACGACCCAUCAAAAUCUGUGAUUCCGUAUACACGGGAUGCUUAUAUUAUUGACUGUGGGGAAGACCUUACGCUCCAGUCGGGUUUCUACCACUGCCUCGACAAGAACCUGCUCUAGGGUCGAGCCUUAGUUCCCUUUGUCGUGCGCAUCUUACUGUGUAUAGUCUUUUCUAGAGCUUGACAUUAUCGUCGUCAAGACCUUCCACUCGUUUACCAUGGGCUGUAUCCCAAGCAAGCAACAGGUCAUAGAGACCUCUACCUCCACACUGCCUGAGAUGCGUCCCAAGAGCGCUCUAUCAUUCGGGUCUUUCCGAAACAAUAAGGCCAAGACCAGAAAACCGGGCCCUGCGUCGCCAGUCAUUUCAGGAGAUGCCCCUCCAUGGGUAAGAGGACAUAGAGUAUUCAUUCUCAAUGAGGAGGAAGCAGGAUUUAGGGAUGAGAAGAUAUACUCUUGAGGAUCUGUCACGUCACAUUUCCCCUGCUUCGUUGUGUGCUCUGUUCGAUGUAUUCAUGGAAUGUACGAGCUCGUGCUUGCUGUAUCUGUAAUUUGAUACCCCAU